CAGCAGAGCUCAGGAAUCUCCAGCCCCUUCCGGAGCAGCCACGGACACUACGGUCUUGGGUUGAGCCUGUUGGGGAGGAAUGAGUCCCGUAGGAAUAGAAGGUAGGGGGCUGGGCCGGAGGAGGGGCUGAUCCCGCCCGGGUCCUGGGCCUGGCUGCCUGCGAGCCUGGGGCCGGCCGCCUGUCGCUGCCUGUCCUCAGCGCAGCUGGCUGCCGGCCAGGCCUGGGCCCUGGGACUGAACCGCCUCUGGGAGGGAGGAAACAGUUCAACUCCUGUGGCAGCCGCAGCCAUCUAGGCGUGGUGCUCUUGUCUGACUCGGGCUGCACAGACCCUGGGCCAAGGGGCAGAGGAAGGACAGCUUAGGCGUAAGAGCCUUCCAGAUGGGUGAGCUGGACCUGAUGGCCCCAGGGCCACUGCCCGGGACCACUGCUCACCCUCUGGCCGCUCUCAGCCCAGACUCCGGGUCAGAAGAAGGAGGGGACAUGGGCUCCCUGGGGAGUCCCCAGGGUGAGACACAGGCACAGGGCCGCGGCUGUGCAUUGCGGGAGGCUCCUGGCGGCGAGGACGACAUGGAGGUCCUAUGUGACUUCUGCCUCGGGGCCAGCAGGGUGAGGGCAGUGAAGUCCUGCCUGACCUGCAUGGUGAAUUACUGCGAGGAGCACCUGCGGCCGCACCAGGAGAACAGCAAGCUGCAUAGCCACCAGUUGGGCGAGCCGGUGAAGGACCGGGACCUGCGCAGCUGCCCUGCCCACCGUAGCCCCCUGGCCGCCUUCUGCCGCACCGAUGGGCAGUGCAUCUGUCAGAAGUGCGGCCAGGGUGAGCACAGGGGCCAUGCCUCCGUCUCCCUGGAUGCUGCCCGCAGAGAAAAGGAGGCUGAGCUUUGGAGCACCCAGUUAGAUCUGGAGCGGAAACUCAAGUUGAAUGAAAAUGCCAUUGCCAGGCUCCAAGCCAACCACAAAUCUGUUUUGGUGUCCGUGUCAGAGGUGAAGAUGGCGGCCGAGGAGCAGUUUGAGGAAGUCCUUGCCGCCAUGAGGAAGGCCCAGGCUGACGUGGUGCUCUUCCUGGAGGAGAAGGAGCAGGCGGCUCUGAGCCAGGCCAAUGGCAUCCAGACCUACCUGGAGCACAGAAGUGCAGGGCUGGAGAAGAGCAAGCAGGAGCUGCACAGGAUUGCCGCCAUCAGCAACACCGUCCUGUUCCUGGAGGAGUACUGCAAGUUUAAGAACACUGAGGACAGCGCCUUCCCCAGUGUUUACAUAGGCCUCAAGGACAAGCUCUCCGGCAUCCGCAAGGUCAUCACGGACUCCACAGCGCACCUGAUCCGGCUGCUGCAGGACUACAAGGAGACGCUGGAGGAUUUCUCCAAGGAAGAGGAGUGUGACAUCACAACUCAAGUGUCUGCCGUUGUUGAGCGCAAGUAUUGGACCUCAAAACCCGAGCCCAGCACCAGAGAACAGUUCCUCCAAUAUGCGUGUGACAUCGCAUUUGACCCAGACACGGCGCACAGGUAUCUCCGGCUGCAGGAGGACAACCGCAAGGUCACCAACACCACGCCCUGGGAGCAUCCCUACCCCGACCUCCCCAGUAGGUUCGUGCAUUGGCGGCAGGUGCUGUCCCAACAGAGCCUGUACCUGCACAGGUACUACUUUGAGGUGGAGCUCUCUGGCGGGGGCAUCUACGUUGGCCUGACCUGCAAAGGCAUCGACCGGAGAGGGGAGGAGCGUAAUGGUUGCAUUUCUGGAAACAGUUUCUCCUGGAGCCUCCACUGGAAUGGCAAGGAGUUCACGGCCUGGCACAGUGACUCGGAGACGCCUCUCAAAGCCAGCCCUUUCCGGAGGCUGGGGAUCUACGUCGACUUCCUGGGAGGCAUCCUUUCGUUCUAUGGCAUAGAGCCUGAUGCCAUGACUCUUGUUCACAAGUUUGAGUGCAAGUUCUCUGAGCCAGUCUACCCUGCCUUCUGGCUUUCCAAGAAGGAAAACACCAUCCGGAUUGUGGAUCUGGGAGAGGAGCCUGAGAAGCUGGCACCUGCCUCGGUAGAGGCUGCUCCAUAGACUCCACCAGGCUUUUGCUAACUGUGAAGAUGGGGCAGCAGCUUGCAUUUUAAGGGUGACUUGGGGGCAGAGAUCUCUGCCAGUGGUAGCUGGUUUUAGGAAUCAUGUGGGUCAUGAACCAGGAGAAGGGUCUCCAGUUUCUCCCUUUUGCUGAGUGCUGGCCUGUCCUCUGUGUUUGUAGGCAUCCUUAGGUGCCUGAAUCCCCUUCUGGACCAGUGUUGUUCUAUCUGCUCAGGUGAACUUCACACUGUGCCCAAGAUUGGCAACCAGGAAUCUUCAGAGAGAUUAAAAAGAUUGCAGAAUAGCCAUAAUAAAUUGUUAGCUUUAUUGACCAUUUCAAGCAUCCCAGACCCUGUUCUGAGCGCUUCCUGGGCAUUAACCUUGAGAGCAGCCCCACUGGGUUGAUCCCCACUUUGCAGAUGGGGAAACAGUGGUCCUGGGGGCUAGUGAACUUGCUCAUUGUAGUUGCAUGGUGAGUGAGUGGUAGAGCGGGGAUUCAAACCUGACCAAGAUUUCAACCGCUGCACUGCGCUGCCUUACUAGAUCAUGGGCAUCGUGCACGAGGGAAUAAACUCCACGACGAGCUACAGAGCAUGGAAACUGAGAGUCUUAAAUCGCCCAUCUCUGCACCAUGUCAACAGGGCCAGGCAGCUGUGAGAAAGCUCACUGCCUCACACAGCAGCUCAUCCUAUUUUUGGACAGUGAGGAUUAUAAGAAAUGUCUAAAUGGAGUCCAAGUGUUAGCCCCUGUGACCUCUGGGAAGGGGCCUCUUUCCUCUCUUCUGAUGUCACCUGGAUUAUGUGCACUUGUCUGAUUUCUCCUUCAAGGGGCAGCUCUUCAAGUAUUUGAAGACAGUUCUCCUGGGAAGUACUCUUGUCUGCACAUUCUGUUUCCUGCUUCUCUUAUUUACAGCCUGUAUUUCCCACUUCCCUUGUGGUCUCCAGGCCUUUCAUCCUCCCCUCCCAUCAUUUCAUCCUCUUUUGACAGACGUGCUCCCUCAGUUUAAUGGCGAACAUUCACCAAGGCUUCGGGCGAAGGGCAAACUGCCUAAAUGGUGUCCCAAGGAUAAAAUGUGAAGCCCCAGUCAGGCUUCACCAGAAAUGUAACUUCCUGCCUUUCCCUGUGAUUUGUGUUAAGACAAGUCUCUUCCUCUAACCAGGCCGAUGGUCCCAUCUCAGGAGCACAUUACUUGGGCAGCACUCGGCUUGUUUCCAGAAGAGCCCAUCCUAUAUCUCUGUCCCAGGAUUUAAAGAGUGUAGGAUGUAGACUUUUUUGGGGGGUGCAGGGGAGGGCAGGGACUUAAUCUUUAUUUCUUUUCUUUUUUUUUAUUAAGGUAUCAUUGAUAUACAAUCUUACACUCAGGUUUAACAUGAGCAACAUUGUGGUUACUAGACUCCCCCCAUUAUCAAGUCCCCACCACAUACCCCAUUACAGUCACUGUCCAUAAGCAUAGUGAGAUGCUAUGGAGUCACUACUUGUCUUCUCUGUGCUAUACUGCCUUCCCCGUGCCCCCCCCCCCAUAUUAUGGUGCUAAUCAUGAUGCCGCUUAAUAGGAUGUGAACUUUAAAAAAUUUGAUUUUUAUCGAAUUAAUUUUUUUCUAUUUUAAUUUCAUCACAUCAGAACUGCAUGCUGAGAUAUUUUGAUGCAUGAUUCUGCAUCCAAUUUAUGAGCUCUCCUUCCUACCAUACUGUCAUCUUUGGUAACCUUUCUUCUUAAGUCUUAAUCUUAUUGAUACAUUGAUUAGGGUAGGGCCCAAUACAGAACCUGGCAGCACUCAGUAUCUUUUGGGUUUGUUUUCAGCAAAUUAUGUAUCGGUAGAACUGUACCUAAGAUAGUUCACCUUUGCUCCUUUAACAAUGGGACACCAUGAAGGAUUUUCAGGGGCAGAAAUCAACAUAGGCUGUGAGUAUUUACUUACUCAUAAUGCUGCCAGAAGGGAGAGUGAGAUCAGCUUGGCCAGACUUGUUUUUAUUGAACCACUGUGGGUCAUUGAUGCUGGCUACUUUAUUUUCUAGUCACUCACAAAAUACCUGAUCAAACCAUUUUUGAAUUCUGUGGGUUAACAUCAACUUGGGUAGUCUGUUGUUUCCAGAAUUGACCUUAUUUUUCUCCUUUAAAAUCAAGAAUAUUUUUCCUGUCACCACCCUUUAUACUUUUCCCUAAUUUCCCAAAGAUGCCUGCCUGGUGUUAGUUACAGUAGUAAACUGUGUCAGUCAUGAGAGGUUAGGUCGGAAUACCCGACCUCAUAUCAGAGGAACCCCUGGGAGGUCUCCUGACCUGUCUUGAGCUUCAUUCCCCAUCAGCUUUUUUCGUCCAGUGGUUUUCAGUUCCAAGACUUUUCUUCUUGUUACAAGAGGUCAAAGCAAAAUUGAGAGUCAGGAGUAUUUACUUUCUUUCUGUCAUUGCCUCAGCGGAUGGGCUUAUCUUUUUUCUUUUGAUCCCAAACUGAAAAUUUCCUAAAACAAAAAAAAGAGAGAGAACGAAGGCCUAUUUUUAUAUUCUCUGUCAUUUCCCCAAAGCUGUGUAAGUGUGUGCCACUCUUCUGUGCUUACUCAUAUUUAUUUCCUCACCCAUUGUGUGGACUCAUUUUGGGGAAAAGAAAAUCUGAACUCAUCAGGAGUGCCCCCCUGGUGGCAGAUCACUUGUGAUUGUAGAGGAUGAACAUAAUUUUAGCUGUAAUGUGAUUUACUGUUGACUCAAAUUCUGAAAUCCAAGUGCACAUGGCAUUCAUUUCCAGGAAACUUACAGAUUCGGAGUAAAUUCCUGCAUUGUCCCAAGAUUAUUGAUGAAAUGAUGAGAUAGGAAUUUUGUCCCAAUCACAGAGCCCUUUUGUCUUUAACUUGCUCUGGUGUGUUUUGGUGUGACUGUCUUAAAAUCAAAUUGAAUUAACCUAUGUGGCAUUUAUAAUGUGCAAACCACCAUGCUAGGUAUUAAGAUACAGUAACCCAGAAGACAGCUUGCUGUAUCUUUUGGUCACAGAAGCUGAUUUAAGUUGAAGUGAACAGAAUUCGAAUCUGAAGAGCUAAUAGGAAUCUACUAUUCAAGGCAAUAAUAGGUGAGGCCAUGUAGGAAAUGCAUUGCAUUCCUCCUCUCGGUGUCUUGUACACUGCUUCUAAUUUAACGUCAUCUCAGGCCAUCUCCAGUGACUGUUAUAGAUUGGGUUGCCGACUGACUCACACCUGAUUACUUCCCAUCUCUGCAACCAACUGCCCCCAUUCCAGGGGCCGCUACUCCAGCCCCACUAGCCAAAGACAGAAGCGGAAGGAAAGGUAGCGAGCACACCUCCUUUUUGUUCUGGCUCCCUCAGGUAUGGCGCCCCUCCCUCCCUCAGCACCCCUGAGGGGACACUGUGGUGGUAGGGCGGGAGGCCCUGGCAGGGAGGUGCACUGUACCGUGUGUGUCUGAUAUUCACAUGCAGGGCUCACACUGUGUGUGGCUCAGGUAGAGGGACAGGUCACCCAGGCUUUCUUGGGACAUGCUUAGUCCUUUAUCUUUAUUUCUGGUGUUUUUGAGAAAAUCCCACCUUCUGCCCUAAGGAAGGAGGCCAAGUCCUGGACAGGAGGAGGGCAAGCAAGUCAUUUAAAAGGACUGAGGGUCAGCAUAGCAGUGAUGGGUCAUUUGAGAUUAAAAUCUUGUCCAUCCAAUUAAUGACUUGUGCAGUGAUCCUGAUAAACUGAAAAAAAUGUGCAUGUGUGUGUGUUGAUGUCUCAUAUGAAAAAGUACUUUUCAAAAAUCCUACCAAGCUGCUGCAAACUGCAAUUAACCCCUUACACUAUCUCAGAUGCUUUGCGCUAUAGAAUUGCACAUUUUUGGUCUUUUCAGAUUAUAAUGUGCUCUCCAGACGUUUACAUAAAAACCCUUGUCAUCCUUCUGUUCCAGACAUUCCUCUCAGACCCUUCCUCCCUUGCUCUUGCUCCAUCUUCCAUUCAGUCUUGAUUUUGAAAUUGAAUUUUAUUUUCCUACUGGAUACUCCAGGCUUUCCACUGUGAUACGAAGGUAGUGUGGUUGGUUUUGGGUGUCCCAUUGCUGGCCUCUGCCCAGGCACAUGGCCCUCUCUGCUAGAAGUGCUGGCAGGGCCCGUGGAAGCCCAGGCAGGCUGGCAGGGGUAGUGGCAGGUGGCGAUGGCCUUCGGGGUCCUGGGGCCCUGGUGCACUUAGAGGUGGGCUCCUGGGCUGUCUUAUCCAGCUCUCUCUGGGAGAGGACAAGGAUGCCUGGUUCUGUGCAACUAGCUUACUUAUCCUAUUGCUUAAGUAAAUUUAGAGGGGCAUGAUAACCCAAAAGGUAUGGGGUCUGCUUAUUAAUUUUUCUUGAUCUUAAAUGAGUAGUGUUUCCAUUUCACGAUGGUGUUCAUUUCAUUGUUCUCAUCAUCCUUCCAUUUAGUGUUCCUUUUCCUCUCUGUCAAAUAGAUUCUGCGCUGACCUCAGUAGCCAGGCUGACAGUGGUAAUGAUUAGGGUCAGGACCCCAUCCUGUUCCCUGGUAGGAGGCAUGGGGACAAGGCUGCCAGAGGAAGGUGUCUUACUCUUCUUUCUCAUUUUGCCUCCAUUUUUUUCCCAUACCCUUUCUCUCUUUUUUCUUUUCUUUCUCAUUUCUUCUGUUAGAGCAGGCAGUUAGACAUGAGCAGGAGAAAGGGGCCAGCCCAUCACCAAGGAGGACUCCUCCCUGGCCAACCCCUCAGCCCUCCUUAGCGCCCAGUUCCACAGUCAAGGACACUAGCUGAUCAGGAGGCCCAGACAGUCUAGGACACCUGGACUGUCAAGAGGCUCAGGACCGCAGGGGCUUCCCUGAUUACAAGGCCUGCUCAAGGUCUGAAGACCUUGUUCGAAGGUAACCCUACCUCAUUAAAAUAACAUCUAAAUAUAAUUAGCAUUGUGGCUUUGGCCCCUCUGCAGGCUUUGAUUGAGUACUUAUGGGUAAGGUGUCUGUGCACAGAGAAAAAGGUUAUAUAACCUAGAGCUGUCAAGCAACCUGUCAGUCAAAUGAUGUAAGAUGCAGGGCAGGACUUCCUGCCAUUUAAGAAAAAAUAAAAGCCAACCUAAUCCUCACAGGAAGCUGCUUCUGUUUUCCAGACAGCCACUCUCCUGUCUGAGGGUGUACUUUUUGCUUUAACAAUUUAACCAAUAAAGUCCUCUCUGCUCUUUUUCUUGCUA
This is a messenger RNA of Manis javanica (Malayan pangolin), 7196 nucleotides long. It is a transcript of the gene TRIM16, whose product is annotated as tripartite motif containing 16. Gene Ontology annotation, molecular function: zinc ion binding; protein binding. The record is from RefSeq and is a predicted model, not a curated record. NCBI's taxonomy places the organism in Eukaryota, Metazoa, Chordata, Mammalia, Pholidota, Manidae.